Molecule: messenger RNA, 2147 nt
Organism: Rotaria sp. Silwood2
Lineage: Eukaryota; Metazoa; Rotifera; Eurotatoria; Philodinida; Philodinidae
Source: the annotation of a GenBank genome assembly
AUGGUGAAGGCUGCGGUGAAAAAGGAUAAAAAAAGUGCUCAGGGUUCAAGUGAAUCGUUGGUGAUUGAUGAUGAUGACGUUAUAGCAUCAAGUUCGAUAUCAAAUACAAAUACAGAUGGUGAUGAUGCAGACGUGAGUAUCGAUGGUGGUGGUGCAAUACAAGAAGAAAUUCAAGGAUCAGGUGUUUGGAAGUAUGCAACGAAAAUUAGUCCUGAAAAAGCAAGGUUACUGUCACGCAAAGGACAAUCAACAUCAAGUGUACGAAGACAUCUUCGGCUAGUACAUGAAUUAAAAGAGUUUGAAGAAAAAACAAUUAAAUCAGCAAAAAGGUAUACUAUGAUGAAUAGUUUGUCACCUGAUGAAAAACGUAAACUUAACGAACUUGCUUUAAAUGCGAUAAUUGAAGAUGGACGUUCCUUUAAUGAUUUGAACAAGCCGGGAAUCGUGAAAUUGUUCAAUGGUUUAUUAUCAGGAUUUCGUCCACCACAUCGUAAUACUAUUAAAAGAAAUCUCAAACGUUUAAAUCAAGUUCAUGUUGAAAAACUGACAAAACAAUUGAAUGAUGCAAAUUUUAUAGCCAUUACCACGGACUUUUGGUGCGACCGUUCAUCAAGAUCUUAUUUAUGUAUGACAGGACAUUGGUAUGAUAAUAAUAUGAACGUGAAGUCGAAGAUUUUGGUUUUUGCUCCUUUUCAUGAUCGUCACACAUCUGAUAAUAUAUCUUCUGAAUUAGAACAACAUUUAAAGAGAUUGAAUAUUCUUGAGAAAACAACAACAAUUACAUGCGACGGCGCAAGUAAUAUGAAAGCGUCUUUCAGAAAAAUCGAUUCAAGAAUAAAACGUUUACAAUGUUUAGCACAUAAGCUACACUUAAUUAUUUGUAAUGCAUUAGGUUUGUGGAUAAAAAAUCGAAAAAAAAAUGAUGAUACACAAUCAACUGGGAGUGAUGAUGAAUAUGUACUCGACGAAGAAUUAAGAAGUUUAUCCUUGAAUGAAUUGAAUAAUGAUGAAAAUGUGAUAAUACAAGAUCAUGAUGAUGAAAAUCCAGAGUCUUCUGAGGAAACAGAAGAUUAUUGCUAUUUAUCUAUUGAUUUAUGGGAAAAUGAUGUCAUUACUGAUUCUGAUUUUUCUAAUGAUUUACAACGAUCCAUUAGUAAUAUUAUGAAUAAAUGUCGUUCUAUUAUAAAAAUGAUCAACAAGUCAUCAAAUUUAACAUCGUACAUAGACAAAUUAAAAGUGAUACAUAAGAUUCCAAACAGUCUUUCAAUUGAUUGUAUAAGUCGAUGGAAUUCGACAAAAUUUAUGAUUGGAAAUAUGCUAAAAUUUAAGCAGUUAAUUAUUCAAUUACAUUCAGACAAACAUGAUUUACCAAUAACAAGUAAAAGAAAACAAAAGCUUACAAAUCUUGAAUUAACCAGUGAUGAGUGGCGCAUGAUUGCAUCUAUUGACAAUGUUCUUAAACCAUUCUAUGAAGCCACAACAUUAAUGAGUGGUCAGAAAUAUGCCACCAUCGGAACAGCUUUAUUUGCUAUUCGAAAAAUAAAAAGCUUUUUGGAAAAUUAUGUUGAUAAUAAUUUGUUUGCUACUCAAAUAAAAAAUGAUUUACUUGAACAAAUGGUCAAAUAUAUUGAUGAUGAUACAGAACAACUUGAAACAAUAAUUUUUUUAGCCUACUUUGAUCCAUUAGGUUUUUCAAUGCUAAACCAAAAAGAACGCACAAGCGUUGAAAGAGAUAUAAAAAAAUUGGUGAAAGAUUAUAAUGACGAUUUAAAUAAUGUUAACAUCAAUCAUGAUAAUCAACCUAAUUUAACACAAACAUCAUCUUCACCAUCUCAAAAUAAUUCAUCAAAAAGCAAAUCAAUAUUGUCUUCAUUUCUUAGUUCUGUAUCAACAGAUGCAUCAGUCAAACGUCAAGUUCACCCGAAUUCAAAUAAUAAUAAUUCAAUUGCUGAUGAGUUAUUCUUGUAUAAAUCAUUAGCAACCAAAGAAGUAAAGAAAAUCGUUGAUAAUAAUUUAAAUCCUGAUGCAUCUGAAUUUUGGAGGAUAUUUGGUAAUCAAAUGCCUCAACUAAAAAAUUUGGCAAAGCGUUUUUUAUGUACACCAGCUACAUCUGUACCAUCGGAAUCAGCUUUUUCAAUCGCUUCACA